GUGAGCGGGCCACAGAGCGGGCCGGGCGGCUGCCCUGGCAGACACACACUUGGCUGCUCCGCCCUUGGAACUACGGAAGGAAACACGCUCCAGGUACAAAGAACAGUGAUUGUCAUACAACUGGAAAGAAAAGCAAAGAAAAUGCUUUUUGUUUUAGUUCGGACAAUUAAACAGAAACUGCAUUUUUAAUAUGAAGAACGGAGGAGGAAGAACAAGCCGGAUCAGAAGACGAAAACUCUUCGGAAGUUCUGAAUCAAGAGGAGUGAAUGAGAGCUACAAGCCUGAAUUUAUAGAGCUUAAGAAGUGGCUGAAAGACAGGAGGUUUGAAGAUGCAACCUUGAUACCUGCUCGUUUUCCAGGUACAGGAAGAGGACUGAUGAGCAAGACGUCCCUGCAGGAGGGACAGACGAUUAUCUCGUUGCCUGAGAGCUGCCUGCUCACCACGGACACAGUGAUCAGAAGCUACUUAGGGAUGUACAUUGCUAAGUGGCAGCCUCCUCCAUCUCCUCUGUUGGCUCUGUGCACCUUUUUAGUGUCAGAGAAGCAUGCUGGGGAUCGGUCUCCCUGGAAGCCUUACCUGGAGGUUUUACCAAAGGCCUACACCUGCCCAGUUUGUUUGGAGCCGGAAGUGGUGAAUCUUCUUCCCAACCCUUUGAAAACAAAGGCCUGGGAGCAGAGAAGCCACGUGCAGGAGUUCUUUUCUUCUUCUCGAGGCUUUUUCUCCUCCCUGCAGCCUCUGUUUUCUGAGGCCACUGAGACCAUCUUUAGCUACCGCGCCCUGCGGUGGGCCUGGUGCACCGUCAACACCAGGGCUGUGUACAUGAAGCGCCCGCCGCAGCUGUGCCUUUCCCCGGAGCCAGACACCUGCGCACUCGCCCCCUACCUGGAUCUGCUGAACCACAGCCCUGACGUCCAGGUAAAAGCAGCAUUUAACAAGGAAACUCGCUGUUAUGAAAUUAGAACGGCUAUACGCUGUGGCAAACACAAGGAGGUUUUCAUCUGCUACGGCCCCCACGAUAACCACCGCCUGCUCCUGGAGUACGGAUUUGUCUCCGUCAGCAAUCCUCACGCUUGUGUUUAUGUCUCAAAAGAUAUACUUGUUAAAUAUCUUCCAUCCACUGCUAAACAGAUGAACAAAAAGAUUUCCAUUUUGGAGGAUCAUGACUUCAUAGAGAAUCUGACGUUUGGAUGGGAUGGACCGUCAUGGCGGUUGCUCACAGCUCUUAAGUUGUUAUGUCUGGAAGCUGAAGAAUUUGUGUGCUGGAAAAAAGUACUUCUUGGGGAAAUAAUUUCUGAUACAAAUGAGAAGACAAGUUUGGACGUAGCCCAGAAAAUAUGCUGUUAUUUCAUAGAUGAGACUCAUGCCGUGCUUCGAAAGGUUUCUUGCAUGAAGGAUGAAGAAGUGGCUUUGAUGAACCAGUUGACUUUGGUAGAAACACUGCGGAUGGAAGAGCUGAAGAUUCUCCAGGCCUCUGCCAAGGCCCUGACCGCCUUGCAGACAGCUUUUACGUAACGCACUUCACCAAGUGUGUAAGGUCACCUCCUCUGGUGGGUGUGGCUUCUUUAAACAUUUUUAAACUCAGGUUUAUUUUAUAUGGACUCACUGAGAGUCAACGAAGAGUUUCUAUUAAACAGUUAUCUGCUCA
Messenger RNA from Budorcas taxicolor (takin), 1646 nucleotides. It is a transcript of the gene SETD4, whose product is annotated as SET domain containing 4. Gene Ontology annotation, molecular function: transcription coactivator activity; histone H3K4 methyltransferase activity; protein binding. The coding region runs from base 191 to 1513 and encodes 440 amino acids. The record is from RefSeq and is a predicted model, not a curated record. NCBI's taxonomy places the organism in Eukaryota, Metazoa, Chordata, Mammalia, Artiodactyla, Bovidae. Gene Ontology annotation, biological process: peptidyl-lysine monomethylation; peptidyl-lysine trimethylation; peptidyl-lysine dimethylation. The transcript has 11 exons.